AUGGCCCCCAGCCAUGGGCUUGCAAAUGAAAUCGCUGCUGCUGUGACAUCUGCUUUUGAUCACAUCAAUUCUACUGCUGGAAAGCCUCGGGUUCGUGAUAACGGCGUCAGGGAAUGGACUGUUCUUGCUGGUCUAGUAUCAGUAGAUGAGAAGGAGAACAUUGAAGUCAUCUGCUUGGCCACGGGCGUGAAGGCGCUACCUGACCAGGUCAGAAAAUACUCCAAUGGGUGGGUGGUACACGAUAUGCAUGCGGAGAUUCUUUGUUUGAGGAUGUUCAACUACUUGGUUUUGAAGGAUGUGGUGAGAGACAGAGAAGGAGAGGAUUCAGUGUUCUUGGAAAGGGAAAAUUCAAGGUUAAAGCUCAAGUCAAAAAUUAAGAUGGCUUUGUUCAUAUCAGAGCCUCCAUGUGGCGAUGCCUCCAUGAGUUACGUUGCUCAGGGCCGUGAAGCUUGGGAAGAGCGAGCUGAGGAGCCAGCGGCAAAGAAACAGAAAAAUGAAAGCUCAAUCACGAUAAACCGAGGAAGAGCUGGUUUUGAUAAGCUUGGAGUUGUGAGAACGAAGCCGGGAAGAGCUGACAGCAACGUCACUUUGUCAAAGUCGUGCUCAGACAAGCUAUGUUUACGGCAAGAGGUAGGUAUCCUCAAUCUGAUCAACAGCUUUCUUGUGGAUCCAGUAUAUCUAGACUACCUUGUAUUGCCCAAGGAGAAGUUCCGAGAGGACGAUUUUGAGAGGUGCUUCGAACGAAUUGAGAUAGAAAAAGGCAAGAAACUUGUGCCCUUGGUCUAUGACAAAGACUCAUACAAAUUCCAUAAGUCCCCAGGCUCCGUGCCUUCUCCAGUAAGCCUUGUGAGCUCUCCAGCUUCCAGCAUUGUACAAGUGUUAUCCAAUGGCGCCAAAUAUGGUGGAUUUGUCAAGAACAAACCACCUAAGCCCUCCGGCUCAAGUAUCCUUUGCAACCAAAAUAUGGCACGAAUUAUCAAGCAACUCCCAGAAUUCCAACAAUUCAACUCCUACCUUGAUAUUAAGCAAGCUCUGGAAAGACAUCAUCUUAAGGCCAGCCUCGAGGCUGCUCUAGGCGACUGGAUCCCAACUACACCUGACAACUUCCUUCUCUAA
Molecule: messenger RNA, 1116 nt
Organism: Candidozyma auris
Lineage: Eukaryota; Fungi; Ascomycota; Pichiomycetes; Serinales; Metschnikowiaceae
Product: tRNA-specific adenosine deaminase
Exons: 1
Coding region: 1-1116 (371 amino acids)
Biological process (GO): tRNA wobble adenosine to inosine editing
Molecular function (GO): tRNA-specific adenosine-37 deaminase activity; RNA binding
Source: RefSeq, a predicted model, not a curated record